Messenger RNA from Culex quinquefasciatus (southern house mosquito), 1287 nucleotides. RefSeq lists its product as uncharacterized. Bases 1 to 1287 code for a protein of 428 amino acids. NCBI's taxonomy places the organism in Eukaryota, Metazoa, Arthropoda, Insecta, Diptera, Culicidae. The record is from RefSeq and is a predicted model, not a curated record. The transcript has 2 exons.
AUGCCGGAAGGGGACAACAUUCAGCCCGACGGUAACCUGCUGUACGAGCGACUUCUGCAGCAGAACGAGCGGCUGGAAGCCCAGAACGCGAGGAUGAUGGAGAUGCUGGAGCGCUUCAACCUGCAAGACGGUUCCAGUCGGACUUCAAACGGUCCGGAAUUCAUCAUUGAAACGCUGGCGUCCAACAUCCGGGAGUUCGUCUACGAUCCCGACAACGGUCUCGUAUUUGACCGGUGGUACCGCAAGUACGAAGACCUCUUCCUCAAGGACGGCGCGAAGCUCGACGACGCAGCUAAAGUCCGGUUGCUGCUGAGAAGCCUCAACGUGGCCGUGCACGACAAGUACGUCAACUUCGUGCUCCCGAAGCAUCCCCGUGACAUCGAGUUCAAGGAGACGGUGAAGAAGCUGACCGAGCUCUUCAGUGUCCAAGCCUCGCUGUUCAGCAAACGAUACCAGUGCUUUCAACUGUCCAAGAGCGAGUCGGACGACUUCGUGACAUACGCUGGCAUCGUCAACAAGCACUGCGAGGACUUCGAACUCAAGAAACUCACGGCAGACCAAUUCAAGAGUCUGCUGUUCAUCUGCGGUUUGCGCUCUUCAAGAGAUGCCGACAUCCGCACGAGACUCCUGUCCAUGCUCGAGGUCAACGCGGAGGGCGCAUGCACUUUGGAAGCACUGAUCACCGAAUGCCAUCGCCUCCAAAACCUCAAGCACGAUACCGCCAUGGUGGAACACAAGCCGGUAAGCUCAGUCUGCGCGGUCAAGCAAGAUCGGGACAAGCCUUCACCGACGACGGGUUCCAGCUCCAGCGACAGCCAGUCAACGAAAACACAGUCCGUCCUACCACCAUCGCCCUGCUGGUGCUGUGGCGACAUGCAUUUCGUUCGAGACUGCGCCUACAAACAGCACGUCUGCCAGGACUGCAUGCAGACCGGCCACAAGGAAGGUUACUGCAGCUGCGUGCCCAAGAAGUCCAAGAACAAGCAGCAGACGAACGUCAACAGCCUGUAUGCCGCCAACCGGGUCAACUCUACCUCGAAGCGUAAGUUCCUGACGGUGAACAUCAACGGUUCCCAAGCAUCUUUGCAGUUCGACACCGGCUCGGACAUCACAGUGAUCUCGCGGAAGCAGUGGUGCGACAACAUGGAUUCACCGCCGCUGUCUCCCACCAAGCAGAUUGCCAGAACAGCCUCUGAUGGCGAGCGAUCUGGAUCACAGCGAUCUGGAUCGCACCAAGUCGCACCCUGUGCUGGUCUUAAGGGGGAGAUGUUGCACACCCUGGACUAA